CCUCAUCCCUGUGGGUUUUGUGUCAGUGCUGAUAGAUUAUGGCACUCAAUUGAGUAGAGGCUGGUGAAUGAAGGGUUCCUGGGGCUGGGCUUUCUAAGAAUUGGAAGUCCUCCCGAGGACUGGGCUGGAGGCGUCAAUACGCUGAGAGAUGAUGAAGGUUUUAUAAAUUCACGAGUCGAAGAUAAUCUUUGAGCGAUGUCCAGAUCGGUCAGCAACCGGAAAAAGAAAGUCACUUUUCGAGAGCACCCAACUCAUUGUGAGAAGACUGGCAGAAGAGGCAAUAAUCCCCAUUCCAAUGCAAUUCGAUCCUACUUCCCUUUUCUGAUCAAACAACUCAAGUUAUCCUCUCCUUUAUACCAGAGUUUGAACAAGAAAGGAGUCUUAACCACUGACCAAAUAGGACUGAUAGAGCUAGAGGACUUGGCAGAGCUAAAAGUGGCCAAACUUCUUGAGAUUGUUAGAAAUGCUGAUGGCCACGUGUUCAAGUUAUUUUGCAGUGCUCUGGGUGAGAUGGGAUAUUGGUACCUUGCUCAGAUUCUUCAGACAGCUGCUGAAGAAAAGGAUGGCUCAACUUCUACAGGUUUGGGGAGUCAAGGUAGCUCCAAGAAGACAAACAUGGAGAUGAAAGAUUGGAACACAGUGAAGCUCAGUAAUUCAAUAUCUGAGCCAGGAGAUACAUUUAGAAGUGAAAAACAAGACUUGAAAGAAAUUUUGCUUCUUUCUCCAGUAACUCACAGAAAUCUGAAAAACAACAAUUUGGAGUUAAGUCAAAAGAUGGAGCAUAUGAGGAAAGAAUAUUUGCGGAGAAUACACGAACUUGAAGAAGAGUUGGCUUCUGUGAGUCGGGAAAGAGAUAUAACUAUGAGGGAACGUAAUAUCAUCGUCCUAGAAAAUCACGAACUACAAAAUCUUAAUCAUGAACUCCAGAAACUGAUACUAAAGCUGGAAAGUUCUACACUUAGUAUGAUACCGAAUUAUCCUAUCCACUGUGUGAAUGUGUUACCGGUAGGGCAGAUGACUGGCGGGCAGACAAGCCUCUUGUUCACCUUCAAUCAACACAGGUAAAAUGCUGAUAGAAUGAAGUUAAAUUGAGCACCUUUAUCUGUUGGACAGCUCACUCUAUACACCUAUGGAAUGGUCUGUGAUGCUCAAUAUACAAACUAGCUUAAAGCCUCAGUUGGAAGAUUCAGAACUACAAUAAGAUCAUCUCCUGUUUAACUGUGUAUUCUUUCCAAGUAAAUACCCAUAGCUAUAAA
Molecule: messenger RNA, 1256 nt
Organism: Stegostoma tigrinum
Lineage: Eukaryota; Metazoa; Chordata; Chondrichthyes; Orectolobiformes; Stegostomatidae
Exons: 6
Coding region: 196-1065 (289 amino acids)
Biological process (GO): regulation of apoptotic process
Source: RefSeq, a predicted model, not a curated record